Molecule: messenger RNA, 1881 nt
Organism: Scleropages formosus (Asian bonytongue)
Lineage: Eukaryota; Metazoa; Chordata; Actinopteri; Osteoglossiformes; Osteoglossidae
Gene: gbp
Product: glycogen synthase kinase binding protein
Exons: 1
Coding region: 371-850 (159 amino acids)
Cellular component (GO): cytoplasm
Source: RefSeq, a predicted model, not a curated record
AAACUCCGCAGAUCAGAAACGACCUAACCCAAGAAGUGAACACUAGUGUGAAUACGGUGGCAUUAAUUUUGCUUUUUCCGUGAGGUUCUAUAACACAGCGUGUGCACCGAGCCCCGUACAUCGUGACAUUUGUGUUACCGUAGUUGUUUACGGAGUGUUGCGGCGGACGAGACCCCCCUGUGCCAGUGGUACGGCCCGCACCUCGCGUCACCUAUUGUUUACAAAUCAAACGGAGGAGUCGCCUUCCGUCGGCGGCGUGCUGGGCACAGGCGGCGCUCUGCACCGCCUCGCUCAUCGGGGAAACGGACGCGGGAGCCGCGGCGAGGACGGGAGCUGGAGCGCGGAGCGGAACGCGGAGCGGAACGCGGACAUGCCGGCUUGUCGGAAGGAGAAGUACAUUCUCGUGGAGCAGUCGGUCACCGUGGACUCGAAGGACGUGGACGCGCUCGUGGCGAAGAUCGGCGAGGCGCUGCAGCUCCACGGCGGCGGCGUGCACGGGGGCGGGGGCGCGCAGCCCAACAGCAACAAUAACAACAACAGCGGCGGCGCGGCGCUGCAGAGGCGCGCCCCCUGCUGUGGCCGGCUCCGGGGUCGAGCGCUCCGCAGCCGCGCCAGCCCCUACAGCGUGCCGGGCUCCAGCGAGCAGGACUGGGAGCGGGUCCGAACCUGGAGCCGCAAGGGCGUGGAGAUGUCGGGCUCGGGCGAGGAGGGCGACGACCCCCACCGGCUGCUGCAGGAACUGAUCCUGUCCGGGAACCUGAUCAAAGAGGCCGUGCGGCGGCUGCAGUUCUCCGCGGCGGAGCGCGGCGAGCACGCGAGGCCCACGGACACGCGCGGCGUGCACUGCUGACGAAGCGCGGGGUGCGGUGUCGCCGCCGCCGCGUGGACUCUUGGCUUGGGGUGGACGGAGCCGGCGACGAGGAGGGGACUGGGGGGAGGGGACCCGGACCCGGACCCGGACCCCUGGACGCUGCUGUUGUGUCUGUCAUUCACGGGAGUCAUGAUGAUGAUCAACUGUGAUGGUGGUCAAGAAGAUGAUGAUCAUGGUGAAACUACACCCCGUUUCCGCAACUAGCUACCUAAUUAAUUUUUUUUUUUUUUUUUUUUAGAAACAAGUGGUAAAAUGUUGAUUUGUGCGCCUGGACUUUUUUCUAUGAACUGAGCGCUUUGUACGAAUGAACUUGUUUCUCAGAAGCCGUUGUUUGGUUUUUUUUUUUCUUUUUUUUUCCCGGGGGGGGACAGUGGGUGGCUCGUGCUUUGGUCAUCCUUUGGUCAUCCUUUCUCUGUGGUGCUGGUGGCCAGAUGACCGGGGUAGUACUAGUAGUAAUAAUAAUGACGAUGAUUACGAUGACCUUGUUUACAGAUCCACCCUGGGGGUAAAUCAGGGCGCGCGCGAGAAUUGAACACCUACCAUCAUGUUGCUGUUAUUGUUGUUAUGAAUUAUUACUGUUGUUGUUCUUGACGUUGUUGUUGUGGUGAGACGCAGCUCUUGGCGCGCACACCCCCCCCAGACCCCACUCGGGGGUUUUUUUCCGUCGCACGUUGCGGGGCAAUUAGCGACCACACGUGUCUCGCUUCGGGGGGGAGGCGACGUUUCUAGGUCCAAGGUUUCUGUUUCUCAGAACCCGCUGGGAGGAGCCGCGCGCGAGCCCGCGAGAGGUGGGGGGUCGGGGGUCUCCACGCGCCAGGGUUCAAGCGGCUCCGACCUCCCGCGCGCGUGUUCUGUAAGUUGACUUGAGUUCACUUCGCAGCGAAGUUUUUUUUUUUUUUUUUUUUUUUUUUUUUUUUUUAAAACACGUUUCCUGGUUUUCUCAGGACUUGAGUGUCUUAAAUAAACUUUCCUUCUUUUGCAACGAUGCGACGCGUGAAGCCUUGUUUCCU